CACCUUUCUUACAUCGGGGCUUCCCAAUGCCUCAUCCUGAUCUUUUCAUGUUCUCUUGUCCUUCCAUCUUCUUCCGUUCCUCUGUGUGUGUGUGUGUGAAAACUAAGAUAAUAGAGGUGUUUUUCGUUUGAGGCGUGAAUGUGUAGUGUGACUGGUGUGAAUGGUGUGUUCGGCUCGUCGUGGAUUCGGUGAUUCGAUAGCGUGUGUUUGUUUACACUUGUCAUGCUGGACGGCCUGCUGGCGAGCGGCGCGCGUUUAGGGUGGCACUGGCAUCACCACAUAGCACCGUGUUGUGCUUCGUGAUCACCUUGCUGCCUUGGGUGUGUCUACCUUUGACCUGCCCACCCUGCUGGCGGCAGCAGGCGUCUACUUCUCACACCAAGCUGCGGUUAUCCGCCUCACCUGCGUCUUCCUGAAGAAGUGUGGACAACUACCCCGCCUGUGAUCACCUCACAGACCGGCUGCUUAGUAGGAUAGAAGUUGGUAAGCAAGUUGGAGUCAUAUAACUUGUGUGGUGGGCGGCCCAAGGCAAAUACUGUCCUCGCUGUCACUCCCGCUGUGCCAUUCCCUUGUAUGUGUCAGCACCGGCACCACUGCAUUGACUGCACCGCUACACACAGUGACACCAACAGCUGGCCUGCUGGCUCACCCUCAUGCUGUGCAACAGAAAAAAAUUUCUUUUGUUGACAGGAUGAUGCAUUCAUCACCAACACUCCAUGAAGGCCUUGUUGCAUAGGGCUGUAUAUCACAUCUGUGGGAGGACUUCACUUCAAGAAAUAUACACCUAGAUAUGAACUUGUCAGUUCGUUCCCUGUGGCACACAUGGACCAGCUUGAGAUGUGAGAAAAAAGGCUUUGGCAACCUCAGUUCUGUGGUGAAGUUAAAAACAUUUCUUGCAAAGUCAUCGGGAUCUCAGAGCCGUACUGCUUUCAGCUGGACUUUAGGCAUAAGUAAAUCCUUUAGUUUAUGUUCCACGGUCCAGAGCUACACUUCUCUUGGAAAACCAAAUAUGGAGACCACCAUCUUGCUUCCCCCUCAGACUGUCAGUGGUAUGAUGGAACUUGAUCGAGGAGCUUUUCAGAAGGAAAUUUCAGUGCCCAAUGUGACAGUCAAAAGCAAUGUAAUCAGCAAUGUGAUGAAAUGCUUGAAAAAAUAUUUGUUGAAAUUAGAAAAAUCAAAGCCUGUCAGAACUGCUGCUGAUGAUGCAGAUAAGAAAGAAAUACUUCUAAAUCCUAUUUUAGUGAAGAGUUUUGAAGUUAUCAAGAAAGAGUUAGGAGAAGUCAUUGGUAAAGAUGAUACCACAUUUGGCUACACACAGAUUACUCUGGGAUAUGAGAACUGGAAAGCAGAAGACAUCUUAAAAGCUGUCCUUCCUGCCAAUCAGGAGGGUGCUCAGAGCUUCUCCAUAGUUGGCCACAUUCUUCACCUCAACCUGCGUGAACACCUGCUGCCAUACAAGACUCUCAUUGGCGAGGUGUACUUAGACAAAGUACCAAAUAUCUCCAUGGUUGUAAAUAAAGUCAAUACUAUUGAUUCUACAUACAGGAAUUUUCAAAUGGAGAUUCUUGGGGGUACUGGGGACACUCUGGUCACUGUGAAGGAGAAUGGCUGUUCCUUCACGAUGGACUUUGCCCGGGUGUAUUGGAACCCUCGGCUGUCAACGGAACACAGCAGGGUGGUGGGGAAGCUGCAGCAUGGAGAUGUCCUGUAUGAUGUGAUGGCUGGGGUGGGGCCAUUUGCUGUUCCUGCUGGUAGAAAGAAGUGCUAUGUCUUGGCUAAUGACCUAAACCCAGAUUCCUUUGAUGCCUUGGUGAAAAACUGCACUAAGAACAAGGUUGUGGAAAGAGUGAAAUGCUUCAACAUGGAUGGACACGACUUCAUUCAGACAACACUGAAAGCUGAUCUGAUACAACGAUGGAAAGACCCGUACUUUGUGGGUGGUGUGCAUAUAACUAUGAACCUUCCAGCUUUGGCAGUGACUUUCUUGUCAAGCUUUCAAGGCCUCAUGAGUGGUGUUCAGGAAGUGUCGCAGGAUGUGGAACUGCCUGUGGUUCAUGUUUACAUGUUUACUAAAGAGACAGCUGAUGAUGUUGCCAUUGGACAAGUGGCUGAGAAUUUGGGUUAUCUCUCCAAGCCUAGUGAAGCAGCAGGAGGUGGUGAGGUGUUACAGGAUGAUGCUCUUCAUAGUGAUACUUUACAAAGCUGUGAAAAGUCCAAAAAAUCUCACAGAAGUUAUGAAAGUCUAAAGAGACAUGUUCAGGAGGUGAUUCAUGUAAGACAGGUGGCUCCAAAUAAGGCAAUGAUGCGAGUCAGCUUUCAGUUGCCUUUAGAAGUGUUGCUGGAAGGUUCUCAUGAAGAACCUUUGUGUAAAAAGUUAAAGUUAUCCUGAUGCUCCUCUAAGAUGUUAAUUUUAUAAAAAAAAUUAAGUGAGGCUGUGUAGUCAAAAAUUUCUUUUAUAAAUUUCAUUAUAUUAAUCUGUAACACUUAGCAUUUCAUUUACACUUGUAUUUAUGUAUAUAUAUAUAUAUAUAUAUAUGGUA
Messenger RNA from Portunus trituberculatus (swimming crab), 2540 nucleotides. Its product is annotated as tRNA (guanine(37)-N1)-methyltransferase-like. Gene Ontology annotation, biological process: mitochondrial tRNA methylation; tRNA N1-guanine methylation. Gene Ontology annotation, cellular component: mitochondrial matrix; cytoplasm. The record is from RefSeq and is a predicted model, not a curated record. Bases 791 to 2389 code for a protein of 532 amino acids. The transcript has 3 exons. Lineage: Eukaryota; Metazoa; Arthropoda; Malacostraca; Decapoda; Portunidae.